CUCUCCCCUCCUUUCUACCCCCUCCUCUCCAUUCUCGACGGAUUGAUUGAUCGAUCGGAGUCGUCGUCCUGUCUGAUUCUCCUCGAGGAUCUUUCCCUCUUAUCCUUCGUUCCCCUCAUUCCCGUGGUCUGGCCACACGACUCGACUACUCCAGGUUUCCCGCCUUCGGGCCCACCGGCUUUCCGUCGCUCUUCUUUCUCUACCCCCUGUUCCUUUUUCCACCCCCUGAGUUACUCACCACUUACGGAACUCUGCUGUCGAGGAUUGAGAUCCGCUGUCAGCUGUCAAGAUGAGUCGGACGGAGGCCGAUCUGGCGAUUAAUAUUCGCAAGGCUACUAGUAUUGAGGAAACCGCCCCGAAACGAAAACAUGUCCGGAGCUGUAUCGUCUAUACCUGGGACCACAAGUCCUCUGCCGCCUUCUGGGCGGGAAUGAAGGUCCAACCGGUGCUCGCCGACGAGGUCCAGACGUACAAGGCGCUUAUCACCAUCCAUAAGGUUCUGCAGGAGGGCCAUCCGAUCGUUGUUCGGGAGGCUCAGCAGCAUGUCAAUUGGAUUGAUAGCUUGAUGCGCGGUGUUGGUGGCGAUGGUAUCCGAGGCUAUGGACCUUUGAUUCGCGAAUAUGUGUACUUCCUCGAGUCGAAAUUGGCGUUCCAUCGGAAUCACCCUGAGUUUAAUGGCCUGUUCGAGUACGAGGAGUACAUCAGCUUGAAGACGACCAACGAUCCGAAUGAAGGCUACGAGACGAUCUCCGAUCUGAUGACCCUGCAGGAUCAGAUCGAUGGGUUCCAGAAGUUGAUCUUCUCACAUUUCCAGUCGGGAAACAACAACGAGUGUCGGAUCUCCUCGCUGGUGCCUUUGGUGCAGGAGAGCUACGGGAUCUAUAAGUUCAUUACCAGCAUGUUGCGGGCGAUGCACACAACGACCGGUGAUGACGAAGCCCUGGAGCCCCUGCGCGGCCGAUACGACGCCCAGCAUUAUCGACUCGUGCGCUUCUACUACGAGUGCUCCAACCUGCGCUACCUGACCAGUCUCAUUACGAUCCCCAAACUGCCCCAAGAUCCGCCCAACCUGCUCUCCGAUGACGACGAACGCCCGGCCCUCCCACGGCGUCCCGCCCGGGAGAUCGAGGAACCGUCCCCGCCGCCCAAGUUGACCGCUGCCGAGCCCGAGCCGAUCCAGGACUUCUGGACCACCGAAGCCAAGCGUCAACAGGAGGAAUUCGAGGCGGAGCAGCUGCGCCUGCAGCAGCAGUGGGAGGAACAACAGCGUCAGCAGAUGCUGGCGAACCAACAGGCGCAAGUGGACUUCGAGGAGCAACAACGCCAACAGGCCGAACAGGCGCGUCUGGCGCACGAGCAGCUCCUGCGCGACCAAUACCAGACCCACACCCAGGGUCGCUUGGCCGAGCUGGAGCAGGAGAACCUGAACGCCCGGGCGCAGUACGAGCGGGACCAGCUGAUGCUCCAGCAGUACGACCGCCGGGUCAAGGACCUGGAAGAGCAGAUGAAUCAUUUGACCACGAACCUGAACCAGCAGAACGCCUCGCGGGACGACCAGAUCCGCUCGCUGCAGGAGCAGGUCAACACAUGGCGCACCAAAUACGAGGCGCUAGCUAAGCUCUACUCGCAGCUGCGACAAGAGCAUCUCGACCUGCUGCAGACCACCAAGAGCCUCAAACUCAAGGCCGCGUCGGCGCAGGAGGCCAUCGAGCGCCGCGAGAAGCUGGAGCGCGAGCUCAAGACCAAGAACCUGGAGCUGGCCGACAUGAUCCGCGAGCGCGACCGCGCCCUGCACGAUCGCGACCGUUUGACCGGAUCCAACAAGGAGGAGCUGGAGAAGGUCAAGCGCGAGCUGCGGUUUGCUCUGGAGCGGGCUGAGAAUGCCGAGCGCUCCAAGGGCACGGAGAUCUCGGCUAUGCUGUCUAAGUAUAACCGGGAGAUGGCUGAUUUGGAGGAGUCUUUGCGGAUGAAAACCCGUGCGUUGGAGGAUGCCUCAACGCGCACUCACGAGUCUUCCGAGGAUCAGGAACUCGCUCUCCGCGAGAAGGACGAGGAGAUUGAAGUGUACAAGUCCGGCAUGGAGCAGGCGUUGAUGGAAUUGGAGGAACUUAAGCUGAACCAAGGCGAUGUCGAUACCGCGUUGGAUUCGCAGAUCGACACCGUGCUGCACGGCACGGUGGCCAAGAUCAACGACAUUAUCGACUCGGUGCUCCAGACGGGUGUGCAGCGGGUGGAUGACGCGCUGUACGAGCUGGACUCGAACAUGCAGGCCGGAAACCAGAACGCGUCGGCGCCGUACGUGCUCUCGCAGAUCGAGAAGGCGUCCGCGUCAGCGACGGAGUUCUCGACGGCGUUCAACAACUUCAUUGCGGACGGUCCCAGCAGCCCGCACGCGGAGAUCAUCCGCACGGUCUCCAUCUUCUCCGGGUCCGUGGCGGACGUGCUGAGCAACACCAAGGGUCUGACGCGGUUCGCCAACGACGAGAAGAACUCGGACCAGCUGAUCAACGCGGGGCGCAAGUCGGCGCAGGCGACGGUGCGGUUCUUCCGCGGCCUGCAGUCGUUCCGACUGGAGGGCCUGGAGGCACUGCAGAAGACGGACGUGGUGAUCAACAACAACCUGGAGGUCCAGCGGGAUCUGCAGGCGCUGUCCAAGCUGGUCGACGCGUUCGCGCCCAAGAACUCGAAGCUCAGCACGAGCGGCGACCUCGGCGACCUGGUCGACAACGAGCUGACCAAGGCAGCUGACGCGAUCGACGCGGCAGCGCAGCGACUGGCCAAGCUCCGGUCGAAGCCGCGCGACGGGUACUCGACCUACGAGCUGCGGAUCAACGACUCUAUCCUGGAAGCAGCCAUCGCAGUGACGACCGCAAUCGCCGAGCUCAUCAAAGCGGCAACAGUCUCCCAGCAGGAGAUCGUACGGGAAGGACGCGGCAGCUCCUCCAAGACAGCCUUCUACAAGAAGAACAACCGCUGGACAGAAGGCCUGAUCUCCGCCGCCAAGGCAGUGGCCAACUCGACCAACACGCUGAUCGAGACAGCCGACGGAGUCAUCUCCGGCCGCAACUCGCCGGAGCAGCUCAUCGUGGCGAGCAACGACGUCGCGGCCAGCACGGCGCAGCUCGUGGCAGCCAGUCGCGUCAAGGCGACGUUCAUGAGCAAGACGCAGGACCGGCUCGAGACGGCCAGCAAGGCAGUCGGCAAGGCCUGUCGAUCUCUGGUCAGACAGGUGCAGGAGAUCAUCAAGGAGCGGAACCAAGACGAGGGCGAGAGGGAGGAUUACGCUAAGCUCAGCUCGCAUGAGUUUAAGGUGCGGGAGAUGGAGCAGCAGGUCGAAAUCCUCCAACUGGAGAACAAUCUAGGCCGAGCCCGCCAGCGUCUAGGAGAGAUGCGCAAGAUUUCCUACCAGGAAGAUUAGCGGGGCGAAUUUCUUCUUUUCUUUCAUUGUACCUAGCUGUUCGAUUUCUUUCCACUUUUUUCUUUGUGUAGUUGGAUAUACCAGACACAGUACAGUACUACUUUAGUUGAAGUUCUACUUUUCACCAAUCAUAC
This is a messenger RNA of Aspergillus campestris IBT 28561, 3552 nucleotides long. Its product is annotated as putative cytoskeleton assembly control protein Sla2. The coding region runs from base 290 to 3418 and encodes 1042 amino acids. Gene Ontology annotation, biological process: clathrin coat assembly; actin filament organization; endocytosis. Lineage: Eukaryota; Fungi; Ascomycota; Eurotiomycetes; Eurotiales; Aspergillaceae. The record is from RefSeq and is a predicted model, not a curated record. Gene Ontology annotation, molecular function: clathrin light chain binding; clathrin-cargo adaptor activity; phosphatidylinositol-3,4-bisphosphate binding. The transcript is spliced from 12 exons. Gene Ontology annotation, cellular component: actin cortical patch; clathrin-coated vesicle.